CGGGGCGGGAAGGCUGGCUGAUGACUGAAUGGGGAGACAGCCUUGGGGUGGGGCCACGACGUUUGGCGCGAAAUUUUCUUUCCUCCAUCUCUUUUCCAUUCCUAGGGAGGUGCCUGCCCGGCUGUUGAGUAGGCGAGUGGCUGUAAGAGGAGUGCGGCUGGAGCAGGUUAGAGUCGCUGCAGUCCACGAACUCCUGAAGCGGAGAAGAGAAAUGAGUGUGAAAAUAGAAGGUUGCUCGACUGAGAUCCACAUCCAAGUUGGUCGGUUUGUGUUGAUUAAAGGGGAUGAUGAUGAAAAUCCGUAUGUUGCUAAGUUGGUUGAACUGUUUGAAGAUGAUUCUGAACCUCAUUCCAAAAAACGUGCUCGAGUGCAGUGGCUUAUCCGAUUCUGUGAAGUCCCUGUCCGUAAACAGCAUUUGCUAGGCCGGAAGCCUGAUACACAGGAGAUAUUCUGGUAUGAUUACCCUGCCUGUGACAGCAACAUUAAUGCUGAGAGCAUCAUUGGCCAUGUGCAGGUUGUGGCUUUAGGCCCAGAUGAAGUGAUACCUAUGCAUCUGAAAAAUAAGAAGACACUCUUUGUGAAACUAUCUUGGAAUGAGAAGAAAUUCAGACCACUAUCCCCAGAAAUAUUUGCAGAGUUGGAUAAGCUACAGGAAAGCAGCCCUCGAUGCUGGAAGCCCAUGGGAGCCAAGACUAAGAGCACAGAAAGCCCUUCUUGGACCACAGCAGAGUAUGCGGUCAAAAGGAUUGAAUCAAGGCACUCCACCUCCAAAUCUCGCCGAACUCCUUCCCGUCCUGUCACCCCAAGGGCAAGGAAGAGACUGGAGCUCAGCAGUUUCCCUAGGACCCCUAACACUAGGAUUUCCCAGACGACUUCACAGGACUCAUUGGAUUCUCCUGGAAAAACUAAACGGAAAGUGGCCUUCUCGGAGAUCACCUCACCUUCAAAGAGGUCCCAGCUUGAUGGACUUCAGACCUUGUCUCCAGCUCUGAAAGCCCCACAGAAAACUGGAGACAUGCAACACUCGUGUGCCAAGGAUGAUAAGGCUUCACCUGAAUAUCAAAUGAUCCUAAGAACACGAGUCCCAGCUUUGAAAACCACAGAGAUUAGUGAGGAAAGUACACUUAUCCCUGUCAGAGCGGGACGGAGAUCCUCGAUGGCUUCUAUGGUUCUGAAACCAGUGUACAUCAAAAAGAGGGAGGCAAAAGAACCAGAAGUUCAGGAUGAAGCCACCUCUACACCCCACUGUAUCCGCAGAAAGACUUCUCUCUUGACUAUGAAUCGGAUUAGGCAGCAUCUUCGAUUUUUAGGCAAUAGUAAAAGUGACCAAGAGGAGGAGGAGUUUCUCCCAGCAGCAGAGAUUUCAGAUUCUGAGAGUGAGGAGGAAGAGGCUUCUACACCACCCCUUCCAAGGAGAAUGCCCAGAAGGGUGUCCAGGAAUCUGCGCUCUUCCAUGAAGUCAUCCUUACAGACCCCUUCCAAGACACCAAAGAAAACUCCCAAGCCAAGAACACCACGUCACGGCACCCCCCAGAUCCGAAGCCGAAACCUGGCUGCCCAGGAGCCAUCCAGCAUGCUUGAGGAGGCCCGGCUGAGGCUGCAUGUUUCUGCUGUACCUGAGUCUCUUCCCUGUCGGGAACAGGAAUUCCAAGACAUCUACAACUUUGUGGAAAGCAAACUCCUUGACCAUACUGGAGGAUGCAUGUACAUCUCUGGGGUCCCUGGGACAGGGAAGACUGCCACUGUGCAUGAAGUGAUACGCUGCCUGCUGCAGGCAGCCCAAGCAAGUGAUGUUCCUCCCUUUCAAUACAUUGAGGUCAAUGGCAUGAAGCUGACAGAACCCCACCAAGUUUAUGUGCAAAUCUUACAGAACCUGACAGGCCAAAAGGCAACAGCUAACCAUGCAGUAAAACUGCUGGCAGAGCGGUUCUGCUCCCAAGGGACCUCUCAGGAAACCACUGUGCUGCUUGUGGACGAGCUUGACCUUUUGUGGACUCAGAAACAAGAUGUAAUGUAUAAUCUGUUUGACUGGCCCACUCACAAAGAGGCCCGGCUUGUGGUCCUGACCAUUGCCAACACCAUGGAUCUGCCAGAGCGCAUCAUGAUGAACCGGGUGUCAAGCCGACUGGGUCUUACCAGGAUGUCCUUCCAACCCUAUACUCACAGCCAACUGCAGCAGAUCCUAGUGUCCCGACUCAAACAUAUAAAGGCCUUUGAGGAUGAUGCUAUCCAGUUGGUAGCCAGGAAGGUAGCAGCGCUCUCUGGAGAUGCACGACGCUGCCUAGACAUUUGUAGGCGUGCCUCAGAGAUCUGUGAGUUCUCCUGCCAGAACCCUGACUCCCCUGGCCUAGUCACUAUAGCCCACUUACUGGAAGCAGUAGAUGAGAUGUUUUCAUCGUCAUACAUCACUGCCAUCAAAAAUUCCUCCAUUCUGGAACAGAGCUUCUUGAGAGCCAUCCUUGCAGAAUUCCACCGAUCAGGACUGGAGGAAGCAACUUUUCAGCAGGUAUACCGUCAACACGUGGCACUGUGCAGGAUGGAGGGACUUCCAUACCCCACCAUGUCAGAGACCAUGGCAGUGUGCUCUCACCUGGGCUCCUGCCGCCUCCUCCUUGUGGAGCCCAGCAGGAAUGACCUGCUGCUUCGUGUGCGGCUCAAUGUCAGCCAGGAUGAUGUGCUGUAUGCACUGAAGAAGUGUGAAGGGCUUCACAGGGAAGAACUGUGAUCUGCUGUUUCUCAAGAGCCCAAGAUCCUUUUUAUAAGCACAUGGAACUGUUGUAGCAGAGUACACUGAAUGAAAAUGGUGGUCUUGUAUUUUGGAAUUUUCCAUUAAAUAAUUUGAUUUUUCCCAAGUGUUUGGGAAGUUACAGUCAUUAUAGAACAUCAGAUUAUAAAAACAAACCGUUCUUUCUACAGUAGGCCUUCCUGCUAACUUUCAUUUCUGUUAGUGGCUCUGGCAUUUAUUUAAUGGUAACAUGUUAUGUAUAUAAAUUAUGUGUACACAAUAACUUGUAUAUAUAAAACAGUUCUAGGAGAACAUGUAAGAAAUUGGUUAUAUUGGUUGCUUCUGGGAAAGAACAGGGUAGGUAGGGUCAGGGUUUAGAGGAAGAUUUUCACUGUAUCUUUUAACUUUUGAACAAUGUGAAUGUAACAAUUAUAGUUUAUAAAAAAGAGCUGCUGGAAAUAAUAUGUGACAAACAAUGCCUAGCAACAAAUAGCUAGAAAAUAUAAUUUUUAAAGAGGAACCAUUUAUCAUUAAGAACAAAUCUUUAAAUAAAAACCCUGUGACAGAGAAUAUAAAUUAUGUAGGAGUACAUCUAAUGAAAAUAUAUAAUUAAUCCCUAAAUACAAAUCAAUUCUAGUCAAAACCUUGCAGGGUUUUUGCAUAACUUUGCAAGUUAAUUCUCAUAUUUAGAUGAAAACCAGCAAUUGAACAAACUGAUACCCAAGGCCUCCCUAUGUCAGGCACUGAGAAAAAAUAUCACCCAUGUAAUAGUCCUGCCAGAAAUGCUUGACCUGAAUCUGUUAAUAAUCAAAUAAAAUUGAGAGAAAAUAUUCUGCAAAGCAACUGCUUUUCUUAAAAAAUAUCACUAUCACAAAAGACAGAAAGAAAACCCAACAUGGAGGAACUAUUCUAAACUAAAGGAGAACAGAGAUGUGAGAGCUAAAUAGCUAAAUAUACUGUGUGAACCUUAAUUGG
Messenger RNA from Manis pentadactyla (Chinese pangolin), 3700 nucleotides. RefSeq names its product origin recognition complex subunit 1 (gene ORC1). Gene Ontology annotation, cellular component: nuclear origin of replication recognition complex. The record is from RefSeq and is a predicted model, not a curated record. Gene Ontology annotation, biological process: DNA replication initiation; mitotic DNA replication checkpoint signaling. Lineage: Eukaryota; Metazoa; Chordata; Mammalia; Pholidota; Manidae. Gene Ontology annotation, molecular function: chromatin binding; ATP binding; ATP hydrolysis activity.